CGCUCGAGUUCCCCCCCUCCACCACCUCCACCGUCACCAAUCUAGGGUUUCCCCUAGGCGAGACCGCGAGAUGGCGGAGAGGGUGAAGGGGACGGUGAAGUGGUUCAACACCACCAAGGGGUUCGGCUUCAUCACCCCGGAGGACGGCGGCGAGGACCUCUUCGUCCACCAGUCGUCGCUCAAGUCCGACGGCUACCGCAGCCUCAACGACGGGGAGGCCGUCGAGUUCACCAUCGGCUCCGGCGACGACGGCCGCACCAAGGCCCUCGACGUCACCGCUCCCGGCGGUGGCCCGCUCGCCGCCGGCUCCCGCCCCAGUGGCGGCGGCGGAGGCGGCGACCGCGGCGGUGGGGGAGGCCGCUACGGUGGUGGAGGCGACCGCGGAUACGGCGGAGGUGGUGACCGCGGCUACGGUGGCGGAGGAGGCGACCGUGGCUACGGUGGCGGCGGAGGAGGUGACCGUGGCUACGGUGGCGACCGCGGCUACGGCGGAGGUGACCGCGGCUACGGGGGCGGGGGCGAUCGUGGCUACGGGGGCGGGGGAGGCGGCCGCGGGUGCUACAAGUGCGGCGAGGAGGGCCACAUUGCCAGGGACUGCAGCCAGAACGGCGGCGGCGGCGGCGGUUGCUACAGCUGCGGCGAGUCCGGCCACUUCUCGCGCGAGUGCCCCAACAAGAACUACUAGGCGCGCGCUGCACGGCGUCAGAUCUGAACCCGUCCCUGAUGCCUUCUGCUCCCCUCCCCGUCUGGCCGUGUCCCUCCCUCCCCGACUCACUCAGCAGCGGGUGAUUCCAACCUAUCAGUACUCAGUAGGCUCGUAGUUGUUCGGUCGUAGCAAGAAGAUAUGGAUCCAUGUAAUGGGAGUCCGAGUUGGUGGUUUCUCUUUUGUUUCGCCGGUUCGCUUGAUGAGGCAGGCAUGGAUCUAUCUAUCUACCAUGAAUCAGUUAUCUAUAUCUAUGUAUCUAUCGCAAACGAUUGGAUCAUCA
Oryza brachyantha (malo sina) is the source of this 986-nucleotide messenger RNA. RefSeq names its product glycine-rich protein 2-like. Gene Ontology annotation, molecular function: nucleic acid binding; zinc ion binding. Lineage: Eukaryota; Viridiplantae; Streptophyta; Magnoliopsida; Poales; Poaceae. The transcript has a single exon. The record is from RefSeq and is a predicted model, not a curated record. The coding region runs from base 71 to 685 and encodes 204 amino acids.